AUGCCCACGGGAGGGUUUGCCUCAGUGUUCUACAGUGAACCAGCAGUCCUGGGGCUGCUGGCCAACGUCUUCAGCGCCUUCUACGUGGCCCUGCAGAAUUUCGCCCACGUGGCCACGGGCUCACCUGCACAGGGGCUAGAGAACACACUGGCAGGUGUCCAUCUGAUCCUCAUCGGGGGCCUGGUGCAGCUGGUGGCCGGGCUGCUGACCUUUCGCAAGUAUGACCACCUGGCUGGCACCACCUUCCUGGCCUUUUCCGCCCUGUGGGGCAGCUACGGUGCCACGAGGCUGGUGCUGGGCUCCUCGAAUGCCACCAGUGCCAGGCUGACAGAGAUGGACGGCGUGAUCGUCACUGUGGCCAAUGCCAGCACCAUAACCAUAAGCAAUGGCACCCUGCCGUCCCCUCCCAUCAGCGAAUCGGCCAUCGCCGGCCUGGUGGCCUACAUCAGCGUGGCCUUCAUUGUCACCUUCUGCUCCGCCACCGCCAACUACGUGAUGCCCGUGGUGUUUGGUGCCAUCACCGUGACGCUGGCCCUGGAGGCCAUCGGUCUGCGUGCCAUGGGGGCGCUGGCCGCGUCGGGCGCCUUCCAGCUGGUGAUCACCCUGGUCGGGCUGUACGGCGCCUCCGCCCUGCUGCUGAAAGGCCUGUACCAGCGCCACAUCCUCCCGGGCUUCGGCAACGCCCUCUUCGACGUCCUGCUGCUGGGCGCCGCCAUCAAGCCCUCGGUGCGCAAGCAGGUACGGAAGGGAGGUGAGGAGGAGGAGAAGAAGAAGAACAGCAAGUACGCCGAGCCCUUCGCCCUGGGCAACAUGGCCGACACCGUAGCCGCCACCAUCCUGGCCUUCCACAGCUUCGGCUACCCGGCCUCCUUCCAGAUAGGGGCGCUGUGGGUCAGCUUCGACGCGGCUGCCCAGCUGCUGGCCAGCUACUACGCCUGCCUGCGGGGGGACGUCUUCCACUGCACCAAGUUCGGCCUGCACUGCACCUUCUGGCUGGUGCUGAGCUGGGAGGAGUUUGUGGGCUCUGUGACCCUGCCGGACAUGGGCCUGGACACGGCGGCGGUGGCGGCGGCUCGUCUGGGCCUGGUGGGAAACUGGUUCUUCCUCCUGGCGUCCCUGCUGCCCUGCCUGCUGUCUCUGAGCCGUGACCGUGCCGAGCUCCUGCACAACCUGGCCUUCACCCUCAUCACCAUCGCCGCCCUGCCCCAGAUCCCCAUCGGGUCCCGCGGGCCCUUCCUGGGCGUGGCCCUGUGCCUCUACGCCGCCCUCAGCCUUGGCCUCUCCUUCAUCAGCCUGGUCAACUCCAUCGCCGAGAAGAUCCUGAUCCCCCGCGGCAACCGCCUCGUCAGCACCGGCAAGAUGCAGGAGGCGCUGUUCGGGCUGAAGCGGUGCCUCACCCCAGAGCUGAUGCCCGUCCCCGUCUCCCCUGCCAGCCCUGCCCAGCUCUCCGCCCGCCUGCCCGACGCCCUCUUCUUCCUCUGCAACGGGCUGGCCGCCUUCGCCACCAUGCACCUGUCCAGCCUCAGCCAGGCCCAGGCGCUCCUGGCCUUGCCCGGGGUGCUGGUGCCCGGCACCCUGAUCCAGCUGUACGUGGCCCGGCUGCAGGUGCGAGGGGGCCGGCGGUUCGGGCCCACGGUGCCCUUCUUUUACGCUGCUGUCUGGGCGACGUGGUCCUGGCUCCGCUUCGCAGAUCCCAUUCGGCGGGCCACUGACCCCUCCCUCCAUGCAUUCACAGCUGGAGCAAUAGCCUUCCUCGUCAUCAACUCCUUCAUCAUCAUCAUUGCUGCAUAUUGCAACGCGGUUCUGCUUACCCUCACCAUCACCAUGGAGGCCAUGCUGGUCACCUUCCUUCUCUUCACCCUCAACAGGCUGGCUCUGCCAGUGGAAGUCGGGUUCUUGGCGUUCUUCGCGUCCGUGUGCCUGUACGGGGCGGUGGCCUCCCUAACCAACCACGUCUUCGAGAAGAACCUGAUCCCCAUGGGACCCAAGAUCUUUAAGAAAAAGAAGCCGAAGGCCGUUAUGGACUCGUCCCCGCCUUGCCCUUGCCCUUCCUCUGAGAAAACGAGCAGCCUGAAGCUGAUAGCCAGUAUCCUGAAGUCGGGGGGCGUGUGUGGCAUCCCCUCUGACACGGUCUACACCCUGGCUGCCUCCUGUGAACACCCGUCCGCCAUCCAGAGAAUCUACAACAUCAAGACCCACUUCGUAAGGAGUUGGAUCACGCCCUGA
Molecule: messenger RNA, 2226 nt
Organism: Megalops cyprinoides (Indo-Pacific tarpon)
Lineage: Eukaryota; Metazoa; Chordata; Actinopteri; Elopiformes; Megalopidae
Exons: 7
Coding region: 1-2226 (741 amino acids)
Biological process (GO): acetate transmembrane transport; succinate transmembrane transport
Cellular component (GO): plasma membrane
Molecular function (GO): double-stranded RNA binding; acetate:proton symporter activity
Source: RefSeq, a predicted model, not a curated record